UGAGAAAACACCUUUGACCACAAGUGUCAAUAUAAUUAUUUCAUAUCUAAAAACAUGAUUGACGCAAACAAACACAUUUGUAAUCUUCCCUGCUGUGAUUUUGUUUGGACUCUGAAGUUCGACAUGAGUGACGUUUUCUUAGUUAAUUAAAUUUCUUAUUCAUUCUUAGUACGCUGAUUUCCAAGGAGUAAAAUUCGUCAUUGGAUUGGGUGAUAAUUUUUAUUACAAAGGUGUUCGUACGGUGGAUGAUCCCCGAUUUACUGCGACCUUUGAGCACGUGUACGCGAGCCCCGCCUUAAAAGAAGCGACGUGGUACAUGAUUGCUGGAAAUCAUGACCACGGCUCAAACGUCUCUGCACAGAUAGCUUACACUAAGAUCUCCCCUCGCUGGCACUUUCCGAAUUUCUUUUACACUAAAGUUUUGAAGUUACCAGGAACUUCCAAAACAGUUCAACUGGUCAUGUUAGAUACAACUAUGCUGUGUUGCAGAAACCAACUGAAGAAGUUAAGGAAAUUCUCAAGUCAACGACAACAACUAACCUGGAUAAAAGAUACACUUCGAAGUUCUACCGCGGACUUCCUUAUAGUGGCUGGUCACCAUCCCGUUUUCUCAGCCGGUUCUCAUGGCAAUACUCGAUACCUUGAAACUAAACUCAAGCCACUGCUGGAGGAAAAUAACGUCACGGUAUACCUCAGUGGCCAUGAUCACAGUCUACAGCACUUCAAAGAAAACAACUCUAUUGUGAACUACUUCGUAUCUGGGGCUGGAGGUGGAAAUUUUCACAGGCGAAGCCAUUGGAACAAGGAGCAUCACAAGAUUGUCAGCACAAAAAUCAAGUUUUUCAAUGGUUACUAUGGAGCUUUCACUUUGUUCGAAGCCACUCCUGAAUUUCUCAAAAUCACGCAAAUCAAUGAGAAUGGAAAAGAGUUGUACAAGGCACAGUUAAGACCAAGGAACUCAAGAACAGUCGUGGCUUUCGAUUUUAUAAAACCGAAAACACAACCGAAAUUAACACCAAGUGUGAAACCGACAUUAAAACCGAAAACGCAACCGAAAUUAACACCGAAAUCAAAACCGACAAUAAAACCGGUAUUAGUACCUCGCGGAAUUAGUAACCUAUGGGGCCGUUUAUAGCUGUUUUACUAGCCGUUGUGGGUACCUUGGUUGCCACAGUCUUUUUAUGUGCACUUUGGUUUUCCAAAGCGUGUAGAAAUACAAAAAAUCGAAACACCUGGACCAGGUUGCCUGAAGAGUCGAGUCAAGAAUCUGAAUCUGAAAAUUGACUUCAGUUAAUAGCUAAGUUGUACAUCCACUAUAAAUGUAUUUAUAUAUAAGCAUCUUUAGUUCCUCUAGUGUCGAUCUUGUGAUCAUUCCAGCUCAAGGUUAGCCUACACGUCUUUCUUGUCAAUGAUAAAGGUUUUAGUUUCCGUACUGGUCUUGGAGGUUUAGUUUUUAACAAUAGCUUAUAACGGUGAUCAUGUUUGGUUUUGUCUACUGACCAAUUGUUGAGGCCCUUCACUGAACGAUUCCUGAUUUGGCGUAAGUUCUUAACUGAGUGUUACACUCGUUGCAUCAAGUGCUUUGCCUUUCAUUUGCUGUAGUCGCAUAAAAGUGUUUAGCUUAAUGUACCGUAAAGACGUUAAAUCCUCCAAGGUCAGUCGUUCUGUAAGCCCACACAUGCCUACCGAUGGACUUUCAAGUGCGUGUGUAGUCAAUCAAAAGGAGUUUGCCAUGCAAGUCACUGGAACGAGGUCAGCCAAUGGAGAUUAGAUUCCUAUGAACUCUCUCUACUUGUUGCCGAAUGCCCCAAUAAACUUCUAUUUUCCUCUCAGUGGCGUUCAUCCUUUCUCCAGCACCUCCCUCGCGCUCUACAUUCUUUUAUAUUUUCAUAUAAGAGAGCGACUGGGGAGUCAGGUACUUGUAUUCAUGUCUUAGGUCUCGUGUCACCCAAGCUCACGAUUCUUAUAUUCAGGGGUAAAAUAUACUGAUUUACACGGAUUAUAACUAGGGCUGUCACUAAGGUGCUCCAAAUCAAAAAAAAAAAAGAAAAAAGAUGCUC
Orbicella faveolata is the source of this 2060-nucleotide messenger RNA. Its product is annotated as tartrate-resistant acid phosphatase type 5-like. Gene Ontology annotation, molecular function: acid phosphatase activity. The record is from RefSeq and is a predicted model, not a curated record. NCBI's taxonomy places the organism in Eukaryota, Metazoa, Cnidaria, Anthozoa, Scleractinia, Merulinidae.